Messenger RNA from Nilaparvata lugens (brown planthopper), 1216 nucleotides. Its product is annotated as odorant receptor 43a-like. The record is from RefSeq and is a predicted model, not a curated record. Bases 200 to 571 code for a protein of 123 amino acids. Gene Ontology annotation, biological process: sensory perception of smell; detection of chemical stimulus involved in sensory perception of smell. Gene Ontology annotation, cellular component: plasma membrane. Lineage: Eukaryota; Metazoa; Arthropoda; Insecta; Hemiptera; Delphacidae. The transcript is spliced from 5 exons. Gene Ontology annotation, molecular function: odorant binding; olfactory receptor activity.
UUUGAACUUGGAAUCGAGAGCGGAUGAAAUUUAUAAGGGAAGAAUUGAACAUCAAUCGGAAAAUAAUCCAUUAUUGUAUGAGAGGUGCGUCAAAGAAUGCUUGAGAGAGAACCUACUCCAUCAUAUCGCUAUAUCAAGGCUUUUCAGCCUUUAUGAAGAAAUAACAUCAACAAUUUAUGGUAUCCUUAUCGGAUUGAGCAUGAUUGUUCUGGCAACUAUAUCACUUGUACUUACUAGGACAAAAGUAUUAUCUUUCGAAAUGCUGAAAUUCAUAUUUCUUUUCAUGUUGGAACUUACAAUAGUAUUUGGCUACUGUUUUAUGGGUACCUCUCUUUCUGACGCCAGCAGCAGGAUUUCAAACGCUCUCUACAAUUGCACAUGGUACAAAUUGUCUGAGAAACAGAAGAAAACGUUGAUAAUAUUUCAACUUUGCUCUAAAAAUGAAAUAGUGCUGAAAGGGAGUUGGCUUUUUCAGAUCAAUUUACAGUUGUUUGUGCAGAUCAUGCAAACCACCUAUUCAAUAUUCAAUAUAUUUGCAACAACAGAUCUUAUUGCUACAGAUGGAACAUAAUAAUUGUUGAAUAAACAAAUUUGAUAUGGCAGGCUCACUUCGCUCGCCUUAUUCGUCUACCCAGAAUCCCCGGCUGAAUAAUUCGGAAUUAAGAACAGAAGACUCGAUUCACACGCCUGCAUUUUUCCUCCCGUCAAUUAUUCAAAUAUAGACUUCCAGGCUCGAUUCAGUCACCAGUAUUGAAUAAGACAACGCAGUAUAAUGCCGGAAAAAGCCGAUUUUGGUCGUAUUGCUGGCGAACUUUUGAAAUACUCUUUACAAAACAAAAUUAGAUCCUAGCUGAAUAUUUGCACAUUUCUGUACGAAUAAAAACGUUUCCUAUCCAUUAGUCCUCGAAAAUUUUAUUAUCAACCAAGUAGGAUAAGAGUUAAAAUAGUCUGUCUAUUUUGAAUAUAUAAUUUUCGAAGUAGAGAAGUUGAGAUCACAAAAUUAUUGUAUUAGUACUUUGAAACAAAUAAUUUACAUAACUACAGAACAUUUUUUAUAUUCGCCCUUCCAAGUUUCAAACUUUCCCCAUCCAAGUUCCCCUCUCACUAAAACAUUUUUGCACCCCAGUUGAUUCUUUAUAGAUCUACUAAAUUCGAACAUUUUCUGUCAAUCAGUUUUUGAAAAAGCUGAGAAAAACGCACGAAAACGAUGGUAAAA